Molecule: messenger RNA, 2958 nt
Organism: Cannabis sativa
Lineage: Eukaryota; Viridiplantae; Streptophyta; Magnoliopsida; Rosales; Cannabaceae
Product: golgin candidate 4
Exons: 15
Coding region: 371-2680 (769 amino acids)
Biological process (GO): Golgi organization; endoplasmic reticulum to Golgi vesicle-mediated transport
Cellular component (GO): Golgi apparatus
Molecular function (GO): small GTPase binding
Source: RefSeq, a predicted model, not a curated record
GAUCCUGGUUAGUGACACAACGUGUCCUCCAACUAAUAAAUUAAGAUAUUUAUUAUUAUUAUUAUUAAUUAUUAAUAUUAUUAUUUUUUGAUGUGAUACUGAAAUUCCAAUCCCCUUCCCAUCCAUCCUCCGAACACAAAAUUACCCAACCCUUCUUUUCCCUUCAAUCAAUCAGAUCUAACCAAAUUGUAAUCUCGUUUACACUCUCAAAUCCUAAUUGCAGUCGGUAAGGUUUAUCUCCAUUCGCAAGCACACGAGUCUUCGGUUUUUCUAAGAUUUGUAGCGUCAGGGCUCAACUGUGUGUGUAUUUAUAUACUGCUUGAGAGCAUCGUUGCAUCGUUGUGGUAAGAGAUCUUUUUCGGGGGUAAGGAUGAUGUGGAGUUCGAUAGCAAAUUUGAAGGAGAACCUGAAUAAGAUCGCACAGGAUGUGCAUGACGAUGAAGAUGAUGACGAACUCGAUAUCAAUGGUUUCAAUGGAAGCGAAGCGUCGCCGGUCUUUGAUCGGAGAAAUUCACAUAGUUUUGCGCAUUCAAAGUCAGCUUCUCGAUCGUCGCUCGCGAACGGGAUCGAUUCCCCUACUGCUAGUCCUGAGAUUGACCAUUACAAAUCAGAAAUUAAGAGGCUUCAGGAAUCUGAAGCAGAAAUUAAAGCACUAUCAAUAAAUUACGCAGCUUUGUUGAAGGAAAAAGAGGAUCAAAUAUCCAGAUUGAAUAAAGAAAAUGGAUCAUUGAAACAUAAUUUUGAAUCAACUACUGCUGCUUUAAAUGUGUCUAGAAAUGAAAGUCGCAAGGUCUCAACAAAUGGAGCGAAUUUUUUGAAGGAGAAUUCACCCAAUCGGCAACAUAAAUUCACAAGUCAAGCGAAAAACAGAUAUUCUGGAAAUCAAGUGCAGAAUGGUGUUGUCUCUAAACAGGAUGGAGUGAACAAUGGAUUUACAAAUGAGGAGUUUGCAGAUUUGCUAGAAGAGAAUAAUAGGUCGUCAGCUGCUGCAGCGCAGGCCACUGCUGAGAUUAGACAAUUGCAAUUGGAACUUGAAAAGGAACGUAAUAAUCAUUCUGAUUUACAACUGAAAUUAGAAGAGGAAAGAAAGCUGAACGAAUCUUUCCAGAAGGAGAUCAAAUUGCUAAAAAUGGAAAAGGACAAGUCCUCCCUUGAGUCAAACAAAGUACAAGAUGAGCUGAAUGAGAAAAUAUCCAUGGUAAAAAGACUGCAAAUGGAGCUGAAUAGAAAAGAAGCUGAAGGUGCUGAUGACAUCGUGGAGAAUUUAAAAAAAUCUAUUACAACCCUAGAAAAGGAAAAUGCUAGCCUUAAGAUGGAGAAGAAUGAUCUUAAGGCUACUAUGGAGAUGAGCAGGAAGCCAAUUGAUGAAAAAUUACUGAAGGUAGAGCCAUCAGCAAAUUUUACUGGGAAGGAAGAAAUGGAGCUAUCUCUUCAAAAAUUGGAUGGAGAGAUGAAGGAAGCACGUCGCGAAAGGGAUAAAGCCAUACAAGAGUUGGCACGUCUUAAACAGCAUUUGUUAGAAAAGGAAUAUGAGGAAUCUGAAAAAAUGGAUGAGGACAGCAAAAUUAUUGAAGAACUACGAGAUACUAAUGAAAACCAGAAGGCACAUAUCUUAUAUUUAGAGAAAGCACUGAAGCAGGCCAUGGCAAAUCACGAGGAAGUCAAGGUGAUCACCAACAAUGAAAUUCAUAAGUCAAAGGAACUUAUUGAUGACCUUAAUAAGAAACUUACAAACUGUAUGAGCACCAUAGAAGCCAAAAAUGUUGAACUUAUAAAUCUUCAAACUGCUCUUGGCCAAUAUUAUGCUGAAAUUGAAGCUAAGGAACAUCUAGAAGGAGAUUUGGCUCAUGCUAAAGAAGAAGUGGCUAAGCUCUCUGAACUGCUGAAAAAUGCAGAUAUUCAAGCUGAGGUGUCAAAGCGGGAAAAUGAUGAAAUUUUGUCUAAGCUUUUGCAAGCUGAAAGGACCCUAACAGAUUGGAAGGGCAGAGUAAAUAAACUGGAGGAAGACAAUGCAAAAUUACGGCGUGCUCUUGAGCAGAGCAUGACCAGGCUUAAUAGAAUGUCAGUGGAUUCAGAUUUCCUUGUUGACAGACGCAUUGUUAUCAAAUUACUAGUUACUUACUUCCAAAGAAACUACAGUAAGGAGGUUUUGGAUCUUAUGGUUCGAAUGCUGGGUUUCACUGAUGAAGAUAAACAAAGAAUAGGUGUUGCUCAACAAGGUGGAGGAAAAGGUGUAGUUCGAGGAGUUUUGGGUUUCCCCGGCCGUCUGGUUGGUGGCAUCUUGGGGGGAAGUUCUGGCCAAGUACCCACUAAUGCAGCAACUGAUAACCAGUCCUUUGCAGAUUUGUGGGUUGAUUUUCUUCUUAAGGAAAGUGAAGAAAGAGAGAGAAGGGAGGCCAUGGAUGCUGCUGCUUCUUCUGCACAGGACAGGGAAGAGUUACAUAGAGGUGCAAACAUGGCAAAUGUUUCACCAACCAAGCCUGAGCCUAUAACAAACGUCACUUCUACUGGAUCUGGUUUCUCGAGGACAAAUUUAUUCCCAAGCCAAAACAGUACAAGCCCUUUUCCCUACCGAGGUAAUAGUGGUAACUCUGAACAUUCUGAUUCUGAGUUCUCAACAGUGCCUCUCUCAUCCUCGGAUAGCAAUUUUCAAAGCAACAGGCUGCUCAACAGAUAUUGAAUAUGAAAAUAUGUUCGCAUAUUGUAAUUAAUCAGAGGUAUAGAUUAAUAUUUGUUUGACAUUAAUCUUUGUUCAUUCAAUUCUUUCUUCAUACGAAUGAGUUUGAUCAGUUGCCUGGUAUUUUUGUUUGAAUGGAUACGGUUAUUUUGUUUGAGUGGAGGCCUGAUAUUUCUUUCCCAUUUAAAUUGGGGGAGAGUUAUCUGCAUUUUGGAACUGCUCAAGAAAUCAUUUACACCCACAUGAAUAUAUGCUUAGACCUUAGUGUUGUGCUGCUUCAA